This is a messenger RNA of Gadus chalcogrammus (walleye pollock), 1117 nucleotides long. Its product is annotated as calcium-activated potassium channel subunit beta-2-like. Lineage: Eukaryota; Metazoa; Chordata; Actinopteri; Gadiformes; Gadidae. Gene Ontology annotation, biological process: potassium ion transport; detection of calcium ion. The record is from RefSeq and is a predicted model, not a curated record. The coding region runs from base 116 to 766 and encodes 216 amino acids. The transcript has 3 exons. Gene Ontology annotation, cellular component: voltage-gated potassium channel complex; membrane. Gene Ontology annotation, molecular function: calcium-activated potassium channel activity; potassium channel regulator activity.
GCCAGAGGAAAUGAAAAGUAAAUGUUAUCUCAAAGUAUACCAGAUGACACCCCUAUGUGUCUGCAUUCAUAUCAAUCCACAAAACCUUUAAACCUUUCCUUCUGUCAUUAGGUCCAUGUACCAGAAGUUCCGCGAUGUGGAUAUAUUGGACAAGAAGAAAACAGUGACGGCUCUGAAACCCGGAGAAGAUCGAGCCAUCCUGCUGGGUCUUGGGAUGAUAAUCUCCUCGGUGAUGAUGUACUUCGUCCUGGGUGUCACCAUCCUGCGCUCCUACGCAGACAGUGUGUGGACAGAGGAGGGAGUGUGUGUGGUUCUCAACUCCACCAUCGCCGCUGACGUCAACUGCUCCUACCACUGCGGACCGGACUGCUGGCGGGUCUCGCGGUACCCCUGUCUGCAGAUCUACGUGAGCAUCAACAACACAGGCCGCGUGAGCCGUCUGUCCCACAACGAGGAGACCCAUGACGCCAGCUCUGAAUGCUUCUUUGUCCCCAAGUGCCAGAAGGAGAUGGGGGUCAUGCAGGCCAUGGUGGUGAACAUCUCGGAGCGUCUGAAGGCCAACCAGCAAAUCUCCUGUUACUACAACCCCAGCGAGAGGCAGCACGACACUGUGCUCCUCUCUCGGCUGUACGGCAACACCGCCGUCUUCCACUCGCUCUUCUGGCCCUCGUGUAUGCUCACUGGCGGCACCCUCAUUAUCAUCAUGGUGAAGCUCAACCAGUACCUCUCCAUGCUCUGUGAGGAGCUUGGCAAGGUCCACAAGUGAGAGGAAGGUGGAGGAAAGCUAGGUAGGCUGCUGAAUAUAAGAAGUGAGAAAAGAAAAUAAUCUGGGCCAUCAGGAAAAGAAGAAGCAGGGUUGGGGUUAGUUCAAACAUAUCUGACCUCUUGUAGCAUUGCUCUCCCGCUGUGUAACAGAUUCAUUAAUCCUCACCUCAUGAGAGUUUAAAGAUUAUAAGGUUAAAAUUGGGUGUUUAUUAUUUAUGGUUAUUUAAGUGCCACAGGGCAACACAUUUUGCCAUGGCACGUGCCUUUUAAAAAGAUGGGAGGAAGUCAUCUUGAAUUAAAGUAUAGUUGUUCUGCAUUGUAUUUAAUAUGCAAUGCAUACAAGAAACAGCAU